GCUCCUAUUUUCAUAGCCUCUGAUAAAUGAACAGAGGGUUAAAACAAACAAGCUGCCACCUCGCCUCCCAUCCUCUUCUCUGUUCCCUUCCUCAUCCUUUCAAUUCUCAUCCCCGACCUCUGUUAUCAUCUCCCGUCUUUCACCUCUCUUCUUGUGCAGAGGUGUACCUGGGACUCAUCACUCUCUCCACGCUGCAGCCUGACAGAACCAAGGCCAGUGGGGCACACACACAAAUAGGUGAUGACAGGCAGUCAUAGGGCUGCUUUAGCACAGCCCAGCCCCGCUCUUCUGUCAACCAGCCUUAAUGCCACAACAACCCCAGAACAUUGGCAAGGAGGCCACGCUCCUACAAAGUUUAUGAAAGAGUUGCACUCCUUGCAAAUGCCAUCAUGGGCUAUUAUAGCUCUAUGUGUUGUGAGUGUGUUUCUGGUGUUGUCAUGCUGUUUGUGUGUGUGGAGGAAAUGUCUGAAAAAGAAAGACAAGGGCACAGACAAGGAGAAGAAGAAGAAGGGCAAGAAUGUGUCCAACGGGGACACUGAGCUGGAGGGAGGUAACUCUGAGCCUCUUAAGGAUGAGAGGGACACAGAGACUAGAUUGACUGGCAGGGAGGAGGAGGAUCCCAAAGAAGACGUGAAACUGGGCAAACUGGAGUUCUCAUUGGACUACAACUUUACAGAGAACACAAUGGUAGUAGGAAUUCUACAGGCCUGUGAUCUCCCAGCCAUGGAUGUGGGUGGGAGUUCAGACCCAUAUGUUAAACUCUACUUGCUGCCAGACAAGAAGAGAAAGUUUGAAACUAAGGUCCACAGGAAGACUCUCAACCCAACCUUCAAUGAGACGUUCACGUUCAAGGUACCGUACAGUGAGCUUGGAGGCAGGACUCUGGUGAUGACGGUGUAUGACUUUGAUCGUUUCUCUAAACACGAUGCUAUUGGAGCACUACGAGUACCAAUGAGCAGCCUGGACUUCAGUCAGAUUACUCAGGAGUGGCGGGAGCUCAAGAAGGCAGAGAAAGAAGAAUCAGAGCGUCUGGGUGAUAUCUGUCUGUCUUUGAGGUAUGUUCCUACAGCAGGGAAACUGAGCAUUGUAGUCCUGGAGGCCAAAAACCUGAAAAAGAUGGAUGUAGGAGGACUGUCAGACCCCUAUGUAAAGAUUCACCUACUGCAGAAUGGAAAGAGACUGAAGAAGAAGAAAACCAGCAUUAAGAAAAACACUCUCAACCCUUACUACAACGAGUCCUUCAGCUUCGAGGUGCCCUUUGAACAGAUACAGAAGGUGCAGGUUGCAGUGACAGUGCUGGACUAUGAUAAGAUUGGCAAGAAUGACGCCAUCGGGAAGGUGUUUCUAGGCGGAACCAGCACCGGCACAGAGCUCCGUCAUUGGUCAGACAUGCUGGCAAACCCCCGCCGGCCCAUUGCACAAUGGCACUGCCUGAAAGCAGAGGAUGAAGUCAACACUGAACUGGCCAUCAGGAAGUAAUGUCACAUCAAUAGGCAGCCUUCAUAUAGACAUAUACUUCCCAAUCCCCAAAUCCCUCCCUAAUGCCUACUUAACCAACUCCCAAACCCCAAAUCUUCACAUACCACCUGAUACCUUUCCAUCUCUCAUGUACCCCCAUGUCCUUAUUCUCCUAGUACUUGAGGACUGCCCACCGCAAAACUAAAACACAAGCCACCUCCCUAUUCCCCCAAUACCCCCUCACUCACGCCUCCUACCCAAAUCUCCUCCUCUACUGUAAAGUAUUAAGGGCAUAUUAACC
Molecule: messenger RNA, 1759 nt
Organism: Esox lucius (northern pike)
Lineage: Eukaryota; Metazoa; Chordata; Actinopteri; Esociformes; Esocidae
Product: synaptotagmin-1
Exons: 9
Coding region: 241-1479 (412 amino acids)
Biological process (GO): regulation of dopamine secretion; cellular response to calcium ion; calcium ion-regulated exocytosis of neurotransmitter
Cellular component (GO): synaptic vesicle membrane; axon; dense core granule
Molecular function (GO): clathrin binding; calcium-dependent phospholipid binding; syntaxin binding
Source: RefSeq, a predicted model, not a curated record